Molecule: messenger RNA, 402 nt
Organism: Uranotaenia lowii
Lineage: Eukaryota; Metazoa; Arthropoda; Insecta; Diptera; Culicidae
Product: larval cuticle protein A2B-like
Exons: 2
Coding region: 1-402 (133 amino acids)
Cellular component (GO): extracellular matrix
Source: RefSeq, a predicted model, not a curated record
AUGUUCCAUAAAAUUGUAACCAUCACUCUAGUCAUCACCCUGAUGAACUACAGCGCUGCCCAAAACUACAACGCCCUGCAACAGGAACCCAACUAUGUCCCGUCUUCCUAUUACUUCUACUAUGACAUUCGGGAUGAAAACACCGGAGAUGUUCAUGGACACAAGGAAACACGAGGGGACGACAAAACCGAGGGCGAAUACUAUCUGAUCGAUGCAGAUGGCUUCAAACGCACCGUCACCUAUCGAGUGGACAGCAAGAGCGGCUUCGUUGCGCAAGUUCAACGGACACCGAUCAAGGGUUACCAGCAGCCCAUGCUUCCGGUGGUGCAGCCACAACAGCCUCAACAACCCUUUAACACUCUGGAAGCGGCCACGAGUGAUUUGUUCGGCUAUCACUAUUAG